Podospora pseudopauciseta is the source of this 900-nucleotide messenger RNA. RefSeq lists its product as uncharacterized. The record is from RefSeq and is a predicted model, not a curated record. The coding region runs from base 1 to 900 and encodes 299 amino acids. The transcript is spliced from 3 exons. Lineage: Eukaryota; Fungi; Ascomycota; Sordariomycetes; Sordariales; Podosporaceae.
AUGGGAUCCAUCGACAAGUUUCUAGGCCCUGGCCUCAGCUAUGGCAAUAAUCACGAUCAGCAACUGCCCUCGGAGGCUGACGACAUUGGUCUACAGAACCCCGCUCAUUCUCUGAAUCUCCUUCACCAAGAAAUUCUAAGCGAAGGCGACGUGACCCGUGACUUCGACCAGAAUUUUGAACCGUUCCGUCUAGCGUUUUCCCAUGGGCCGUUUCUUUGGCCUAGAUCGCUCUGUGGGCCGACUGGACCGACAAACACAUCAGUGACAGUUGACUAUCAGCUCACGUGGCCAGGACUGAACCCCCUGCUUGAGAGAGCCGCCAUGAUAGGAGAGCACAAGCAGCCGUAUGUUAUCAUACCAAGCGAGUGGGCACCAAUGGACAACCCAGGCGAUAUGACGAAGAGACUCCAAAGAGAGAUGAGAGGUAGAUAUGCGCAUCGUUACAAGUGCCCUCAAGUCUUCGUCUUCGAUUCAUUCCACCUCGUCAUUCUGCAAUUCAGAGCUGCGAGCAAGGAUCAGAUACAGGAUGAGAACUGCCACGUCGAUAUCUGCAUCAUACCCAGGGGGCAACUCUCCCAGGAACAAUGCACCAUCCAAUACGCACUCUACCGAUUGGCAUGGAGAGGCUGGAUGCGUCUUUCGGCGAUGUUGGCAACUCAGCAGGGUUCGAAAAGAAAGACGGUGACCGUUGCUGUUGACGGAAUACCUCGUACAUACGAGUGGUGGUCAGGAAAGCCAUUGUGGGAGGUGGCUCCUGGUCGUUACCAGUAUGGCCAUCCAAAUGGAUGGAAACGCCAGUUUUUCAGAUUAGGGACGGGUGGGUAUUGGAUUUGGGCGGAUGAUAAUGGUAACUAUCCGGAUGGGGGGUUGGUGUAUGACACUGGGAAUUGUUUGCAGUGA